Messenger RNA from Aspergillus heteromorphus CBS 117.55, 2840 nucleotides. RefSeq names its product E3 ubiquitin-protein ligase HRD1 (gene hrdA). The transcript is spliced from 2 exons. Gene Ontology annotation, molecular function: zinc ion binding. Bases 199 to 2499 code for a protein of 766 amino acids. The record is from RefSeq and is a predicted model, not a curated record. NCBI's taxonomy places the organism in Eukaryota, Fungi, Ascomycota, Eurotiomycetes, Eurotiales, Aspergillaceae. Gene Ontology annotation, cellular component: cytoplasm.
UCAGCAUCCCUCCCACUUCUUCAUCUCCUCCCCUCCUAGCUCUCCCUCCCUCUUCUUCCCUUCCCACCACAUUGUGUCAAUGUCUACCUGAGGAGUUGUUCGCCUUAUCGUUUCGUCCUUGUCAAUGACACUGGGCGCUGCCCUGGCCACAGGCGUCUUCUUAAAAGCGCUGCACCAGAGGGCAAACUUCUAUUCCGCAUGCGUAUACCUCUCUCAGAGCAGUGCGAAUCUUAUGGUAAACCUUCCCCCGCCGCAGGUCCCAACACCCCCUCCCUCUGCGCGCCGAACCUGGUCCCCAACCUCCUACGUCCCCUGGCAGAGCUAACCGAGAUCGCUCAGAUCUUAAUGAACAUUAGUCUUCUGGCGGUUGGCUUUUUCCUAUUUUGGCUUCAGCGUCUCCUCUACGGACCCCUUCGACCCAUCGAAACCGAACAGCUCUACGAGAAAGCUUGGUUUGCUGUGACGGAAACAUGUUUGGCGAUGACGAUCUUCCGGGGCGAACUGGGGGGCUGGUUCUUGGUCAUGUUCGUCUCUCUGCUUGUUGGAAAGGUUUGGGGUUGGAUCGGGGAGGGGAGGGUCGAAUUCCUCGAGCAGCAACCUCCUGCGAAUCCUCGUUUGUUCCAUAUCCGCCUGGCCGCCUCGCUACUCCUAUCGGUCUUAUUCAACUCGUUCAUGCUGAGAUACUGCGUCCGGACGGUCCUGGAACAGGCGCGACCCGAUAUGAUGGUUAUGUUCGGAUUUGAAUUCGCCGUCCUCACGAUCCUCUCUAGCUCGACUGCCGCCAGGUACUCCAUCUCCCUGGUCGAGAUCUAUAUCACCCACCGACAACUGAAGGCCAAAAUGGAGGAGCGUCGUCAAGAGAUCAGAACAGCCCGUGAUGACGCCAUACGCCAGCAUGCCGAGUCUGGGGAAAUCGGAACACCCCCCGCCCUGCCCGAUGAGAACGAUGUUGAUGAGAUGGAAUUGGAUGUAGCCGGAUGGGAAGAAAAGGGCCGCUGGAUCUUCUACCUCGACCUCCUUACCGACUUCCUCAAACUCACCGUGUAUCUUACGUUCUUCGCCAUCCUGUUUACUUUCUACGGCCUGCCGAUUCACAUCUUGCGCGACGUUGUCGUCACCAUUCGCUCCUUCGGACGGCGCAUCAUGGACUUCAUGCGUUACCGUAAUGCGACUCGCGACAUGAACGACCGCUAUCCGGAUGCAACUGCAGAGGAAGUUGCGAGGGAAGAGGUCUGCAUCAUCUGCCGCGAAGAAAUGACGGCUUGGCCGCAACCUGGGGCGGCUGCGCAGCAGCGGGGCCGGGUUUCAGAGAGACUGCGUCCCAAGAAACUGCCCUGUGGCCAUAUUCUUCACUUCGCCUGCCUUCGAAGUUGGUUGGAGAGACAACAGAACUGCCCUACCUGUCGACGACCAGUUAUUGCGGGACCCAGACCCCGCGGGGCGGGCGACGCUGGAAACCAAGCCCCCGGUAACGGUGCUGGAGGACAGCAAAACAUGGCUGGUGGUAACCAGGCGCUUGGUCAAGAUGGCCAAGCGGACGGGCUUCCCAGGGCUCGUGUUUACCAGUUUGGACCCUUCAGAAUCGGCUUUGGAGCUGGUAGAGGCGACCUUUUCCAUAACCUUCACCAGCAAAUCCACCAGGGCAAUGCCCCAUUGCCGCAGGUGAACAAUGCCGAUGCCCCGAAUGCCAGACAGAUUGGCUUUGGUUUUGGCUUUGGACGGCCUCCUCCAGUAGCUACAGCCCAGCCUGCGCCGCCUCCCCCCUCGACUGCCAACAUGCGAAACCAGUUGCAGCAAAUGGAGCAGCAGAUCACGCAGGAAAUCGACAGUCUGCGCGUCACCGCCGACCAGCUUCGUAUCGUGCGACUCCUGCAGACAGAACUUCAGCGGCUUCGAACCCUCCAGCCCAAUUCUCCUGUGCCACAGAGCAACCUUUUCCCCGGCUCCCCCACACUCGCAUCUCCGACUUCGUCAUUUACCAUGCGUCGUCAAUUUGUUUCGGACCCGCAGGCCCGUUUAAUGGAGGCCGGGGACACGCGACUGCCAGAGGGACUCAGCCUGCCCGCUGGCUGGACCCUCACCCCUCUUCACACACCCGACCAGGGGUCGAGUCGAAGAGCCGACCAGCCCGCUACUUCAACCGUCCCCGAAGCGACACCAACGCCGGCCUUUGACAACAUCCCCAUGCCCCAAAGCUCUCCUCUGCCCGCAAAUUCAACAACCGCGGGUCAAGAGGAUGGAGCUGCGACUGUGCCCGAGUCUUCCUCAACUCAGGACCCGCCUUCCUGGCAUUCUGAAGCCACACCAACAGCGUCUGGCUCAAACCCCGAACCACUCUCUCAACAGUGGACCGACCUGGCACCCGAGGCACAGCCAGAAGAUGACGAGGCUCCAUCCGAUGGGACCGAAAGUGCGCACGAUGCCGACGAAUCGGAGUCCGCGAAGGGAAAGACGCGGAUGGCCACGGUCGAAGAUGCAGUCGAUGAUGAGACGUCAUGAUGGUUCCUCUCUUCCUCCAUCUCCCAUCCAUUUCUUUUCCUCCGGCUUUUUAUACCUGGUGUCAUCUUGGUUGAUGUAUCAUCAUCUCAUUUUGCGCUAUCCCGCCUUACUGGGAUUCGUCUUUUUCUUAUUUUUUUUUUCAUCGGCGUUUUUGAAGCGACUCCACCUCAUACCCCGUUGCCUGUAUGUUCCGUUCCAUUGCAAUGUGGCUCAUGCAUGGCGAUUCCCACACGAACCUCAAGUCCCCUUGGUUGUUGCCUUGCCCGGCAAGCGGGCAACCCAGGGCUAUUACGUGUAUGUACAUACUAGAAGAAUUAUGCGGCUUUACUUGGCUCCAACAA